AUGAGCUCGAAGGAGAGAAGAAAGAAAGGGAAGAAAUUCACCAAACUCAUCGCUAGCAGCGUCCAAGUGGAAGACGAAACAAGGUUGCAAUUCGAAGAGUUGACAACAAAAUGCAGCGAAAAGGAGAGAGAGGCGAUCUUGGAGCCGAUGAGAACUUUCCACAGAGAGUUGUUGGAAAAGUUCGAAGAAAUCGGAGGAAAUGAAUGGCCACGAUCGGUGAUUCGAGUGAUGAGAGAGUUCAAACUCGAAUCGGUGGAAGAGUUGAGAGAGGCGUGUGCGAAAGCAGCGCAAGUGCAAGUCGAGAAAAACUUAUUGACGGAGUGCUGGGUUGAAGAAAGGGAGAUGCUCGGGGAGCAAAUCCAGAAAAUACAGAGGGAAAAGGAGGUGGCUGAGGCCCAGGUCAAUAAGCUGGAGAAGGCGCUGACGCAACUGAGGAAGAAGCUGGAGCAGGAGGAACGCAAGUCGAAUGGCUUGUGGGAUGAAGCCCAGGAAAUCGCUGUGGAAACAGUGAAGGGUGAGGAAAAAACCGAGGUGCAACAGAAGAAGGGAAAGAGAGAUGCGAGAAAGUGGAAAAGCAAAAGAAGUCUGUCAAGAGGUGGGACGAGUAGUGAGGAGAAGAAGGUUUCCAUGGUAGGAAAUCUUGGAAUCAGUGUUGGAAACACGGAUCCUUACAAGAAAACACCGGAGAAGAACGAGGAAAUCGUUGUGUAA
Molecule: messenger RNA, 711 nt
Organism: Caenorhabditis remanei
Lineage: Eukaryota; Metazoa; Nematoda; Chromadorea; Rhabditida; Rhabditidae
Exons: 1
Coding region: 1-711 (236 amino acids)
Source: RefSeq, a predicted model, not a curated record